GCCAGCCAAUCAAACGUUGCACACUCAUCCACUUUUGCUCUCGAGUUUGGUCACUCAGGCGUGCAGCAAAGGGAGCACUUAGCUGUUUGCAAUCUGGCUUGCAAUGCAUGGUGUGUUUAACAUUCUUAUUGUGAUAUAUUUGAGCUUUUUGAUAAUGUCCGCGGAAACCAAGCUCUCAAAUAGGCUGAAGUCCGUAGAUUACGAAAUUUCUGGACGUGUUCAGGGUGUUUGCUUCAGAAUGUACACAGAGGAUGAAGCUCGAAAACUUGGAGUAGUUGGCUGGGUUAAAAACUCCAGACAAGGAACUGUGGUUGGGCAGGUACAAGGGCCUGAAGAUAAAGUCGUUGCAAUGUAA
Molecule: messenger RNA, 355 nt
Organism: Protopterus annectens (West African lungfish)
Lineage: Eukaryota; Metazoa; Chordata; Ceratodontiformes; Protopteridae
Gene: ACYP2
Product: acylphosphatase 2
Exons: 3
Coding region: 104-355 (83 amino acids)
Molecular function (GO): acylphosphatase activity
Source: RefSeq, a predicted model, not a curated record